CUCUAAGCACGAGCGUUCUUGUAUUGACUCCAAGGCUACCAGGGAAACUUGCUUGUUGUUGCAGGCGGUGAUAGUCGUCAGAACGUCAGUUAGCAGUAAAGCCAAGGUUUAACGUUAAUUUCAUAAUGGCACACCACAGAGCUUCAGAGUCCAAACGAGAGCAGUUUCGGAGAUACCUGGAGAAGGCUGGUGUCCUUGACAGCCUCACCAGUGUGCUGGUGGCAUUGUAUGAAGAGACGGAGAAACCCAACAAUGCACUUGAUUUCCUCAAGCAGCACUUGGGUGUGGCUGGCCAGGAGUCUGCAGACACUGAGGCACUCCAGCAGGAGCUAAGAGACAUGAGGCAGAGGUGUGAGCUGCUGGCUGAGGAGAACAAAGACCUCAAGAACAGGCUUCAACGCUAUGAGCCUACGCAAGAGGAUGGAGCUGCGGAAUAAAAAGUGACUCGGCUUUAUUGAAGUCAGUUUGUUAGAAACUAUGAUUUUUACGGCAAGCCAAAACCAACCAUGGGAGGCAAGGGAGUUUAUACACCUGUUAUUUUUUAUUUUCUUCAUACUCUGUUUAAAUAUUUAACUUAUUUUGUAUAUUUGAUAUAUUGAAAUAUAAUAGCUUUUGUCCCUUUAUGAUUGUCUCCUCCCUCUCAUAAAAGCAAACCCCCCUUUUCUGCUUUCAGUGUACUUCAGCCUGCUGCAUACCAAUGCUUUGUCUCUAGUAAACAAACGGUAACAUGA
Oncorhynchus keta (chum salmon) is the source of this 731-nucleotide messenger RNA. Its product is annotated as c-Myc-binding protein-like. Bases 126 to 437 code for a protein of 103 amino acids. Gene Ontology annotation, biological process: regulation of DNA-templated transcription. The record is from RefSeq and is a predicted model, not a curated record. Lineage: Eukaryota; Metazoa; Chordata; Actinopteri; Salmoniformes; Salmonidae. Gene Ontology annotation, cellular component: nucleus. Gene Ontology annotation, molecular function: transcription coactivator activity. The transcript is spliced from 5 exons.